AUGAGACAUGGAACUCCCCGCAGUGCCGUGAGUUGCGGCCAGAUUCUUCUCGAAAGAAACGAGGAGAGCGGGGCUUCCUCCCACGCCGGGCCGUCGCUGUCCCCGGUCCGGUCGCCGCUGCGACAGCGGGAGGGAAAUCACAGAAACGCGCUGCGACGGCGUGGCAGCGAGGCGGAUUUGCUCUUUCCCCAUUCACUAUCCAGCCCAGCGCCCGCACUGUUGCCGCCCCGCGGCGUGCCCCGCUCCGGGGACUUUUGUAUCCAGCCAGGCGGUGACGGCGGACUGUCGCCCGCCCGUCGCCGACAAUCCACGCGGCUGUCCCGGCCUCCGUCCGCCCAACCCCUCGGUGGUUCGGGUGCCGCCAGGGGCCCCCGCCGCGCCUCUCACGCUCCACGUCUGUCGCUCGACGAGCAUGCGUUCGUCUCAGCGGCUCUCACGCCUGGACGACGCGUCUCCAGCGGCGUCGACCCCGCGGAUUAUUCUUUGUCACCGACGGCGCUCGCCGCCGAGCAGACGUCGCCGUACGGCGCGGCGAUGGAUGUGGUGGCGUCGGCGCGCCAGCUGAUGGAGGAGUGCAGCGCGCGCGGCAUCCAAUGGGAACUCGAGGACUGGCAGAAGCCCGAGGCGCCGCGCAAGAGUAACGAGCGCAUGCCGCAGUCGGCCAGCGCGGGGCUUGGCGUGGCGGAAAGGACGCAGGCAGAGGCGGUUUCCGCGGGAGGUCGGGCAAAAAAAGCUGGGCGGCAGCGCGCGGCUCGGGGGCAAGUCGUGGCUGGGCGCAUCGGCGCUGGCGGCAAGGCUCACCACCGGAUGGUCAGCGUGGACGAGCUGCUGGCCGACACGCGGCAGGCGGGGCUGUCGAACAGAGCUGCUGGCGGCGGCGGUGGUGGCGGUGUGAGGCCCACGGGCGUAUUGAGCACGAAGGUGAACGGCGGCGUGGGCGGAAUCGACCUGAGGUUCUUCCAAGAAUUCGACGACUUGCCGCGGGAGCUGCUGCACGAGAUGCUGGCCGCUAACGCCGACGAGCUUGGCGUUUUCCAGCAGCGAAACGAUCGGAUUGGCGCGAAGAAUCGCGCGCGAGCGGACGAGCGAGCCGCGCCGGGGACGAGUCGACGAGGGGCGAAGGGGAGCAGCGCGAGCGGUAUAUCGCUUUGCAGCAGCUGGGAAGGUCAGGAGGCGGACGUUGGUAGUGACAUGCGGGGGUGGGGAAGAGUCGGAAACGUGUUGAUGCCGAAGAUGCGAAACGACAAGGCCGAGGAUAGCGACUUAUACGGCGCGCAGUCCGACGAGGAUGCGGGCGACGCGGAAGGCGCGCAGACGUUGAGAGAGCAGCUGAUGCCGUCGCAGCAGCCCAUCGCGGGAAAGCCCAUGUUGAGGUCGCGAAUGGCGUCUGAUUCGCACUCCGCUUUCACUCCGCCCAGUCAAGGUUUCCGUUCCGGCACUCCCCCCCGCAACGCGCCUCUGCCGCGCAAACGCCGCGAGUCCCCGCAGUUCCCAAGCUGCGCGUCCGUGCCGUCCUUCCAAUCGUCGUCCCCUCCCUCUUUGUCCGCCAAGGACAGACUUCCGCCAGCCGUGCCCCGUGCUACUUCAAAGCAAAGCGUGUAUCGCACUGGCUCGGUGGUUAAUGAACGCUACGCCGGCUCGAGCCCGACUGCACCCAGCCUUGAUCACGGAAACGCAUCGAGCCUCGGGUACCCUCAACCGCAAGCUGCUGCCGAACUAGGGACUCCGUUUGGGCCCAAAGCACGAGGGGCUCGGCCAGAACAGCAACAGCCGAGGCACGCGCGCAAGUACAACAGCGGGAGCCAGCUGGACGUGUUCGCGGGGUUCCGCUCGCACUCGCGAACCAGCAGCAGCGGCAGUGUGACAGCAGGAGGCAGCGGUAACUGCGCGCGGUGGGAAGCGUUCGAGGCGGCGCUUUUGGCAUGUGCGGAAGCGAGUGCAGCAGGUUUCAGCUGGGGUAAUCAAGCAGACUCGGAUGUAGGCACGGGCUUACACGGGCCUAAGUGGGGAAACCUGAGCCUUGGUCUGGGAGGCCUCGAGCUACAAGGCGCGCUCGAGUCAGCUGUGCCGAAUUUAAAGCCGACCGAUUUCGUGCUUCGGUUGCCCUACGACGAUAUCAAGGGGCGAUACUCUCUUGGGAAGAAAGAGAUUGGCGAAGGCAGGUUUGGUACCAUCCGAACCUGCUUGGAGCGCGCCACAGGGCAGGUGUACGCGUGUAAAACAAUACUGAAGAAGACCAUUGAGGUGAGUUCAGACGUGCUACAGUAUACUGUGAAAAUCUACAUGGCUGCAACCCUAGUAUUCAUUUUCCUUCUUGAAGGCAUUAUUAUCUCCUCACUUGACCAGGAAUCCUGUUUCCUUCUGUCGUUGCAGACAAUCGAGGAUGCUGAUGAUGUGCGAAGGGAGGUAACCUUCCUCGCGAUGCUUCGCGGCCAUCCCUCAGUGAUCACUCUUCAAGAGGUCUUUGAAGACGACAAGGCCAUCCACUUGGUGAUGGAGCUCUGCGCGGGUGGUGAUCUCUUUGACCGAAUCAAAUCACAAGGUCAAAUCCCGGAGCCAGAUGCAGCUCUAGUGCUAAAGCAGCUCCUGGAAGCCCUGCUCCACUGCCGCUCCCUUGGGAUUCUCCACCGUGACAUCAAGCCCGAAAACAUCCUCCUUUGUAGCCCCAGCGAGAACGUCCCUAUAAAACUCAUCGACUUCGGCGUGGCUACAGUUCUCGAGGAAGGUGCAAUGUGCCGGGAAAUGGCGGGAACGCCGGAGUACAUGGCACCGGAGGUGCUGGACGAGUGUUACAAUUACGAGGCUGAUGUGUGGAGCGCGGGUGUGUCGCUCUAUGUGAUGCUCUCGGGUGUGCCUCCCUUCUGGGAGUCGUCCAAUCGGACGCUAGAGGAGGCGAUCAAGAAGAAGAAGGUGGUGUUCAAGUACUGGAAGUGGGCGACCGUGUCGGAGGAGGCCAAGGACCUUAUAACGAGGAUGCUGGAGAAGGACCCUCUGGAUCGCAUCACAGCUCGAGAAGUGCUUGCACACCCGUGGAUUCAGAAGCACACCAAAGCAGCACGAUGA
Messenger RNA from Closterium sp. Naga37s-1, 3063 nucleotides. Lineage: Eukaryota; Viridiplantae; Streptophyta; Zygnematophyceae; Desmidiales; Closteriaceae. The record is from the annotation of a GenBank genome assembly.